AUGUGGGAUGAAGAGAGUGUCAAUCCAAAAAACAUCAUUUCUGGUAAUUUUACAGAACCGAAUUCGCUCUUCGUGACAUCAAAUGGUGAUAUUUACAUUGAUGAUGGUGAGAAGAAUGGUCGAGUACAGAAAUGGAUAGCAAAAACAAAUACCUUGGUCACAGUGAUGAAUGUCAACUCAUCGUGUGAUGGUUUGUUUGUCGAUAUGAAUGAUACUCUUUAUUGUUCAAUGUCUAAGCAUCAUCAAGUAGUGAAAAGAUCAUUAAAUGAUCCUGUGAUAAAUUCAAAUCGUGUUGCUGCUGGAACAGGUAAAUACGGAUCAAAGUCGAAUCAACUUAAUGGUCCUCGUGGAAUUUUUGUCGAUGUGAAUCUGGAUUUAUAUGUGGCAGAUUGUUACAAUGACCGUGUUCAGUUAUUCCAGUCGGGAGAGUCAAAUGGUAUCACAGUAGCUGGAAGUACAUCACUAAAUCCAGCAAUUAAACUUCUUUGUCCAAGGGGAAUUAUAUUAGAUGCUGAGAAGUACUUAUUCAUUGUGGAUAGUAACAAUCAUCGCAUUGUUGGUUCAAGUUUGGAUGGUUUUCGAUGUUUAGUUGGAUGUCAUGGACAAGGAUCACAAUCCAAUCAAUUGUAUAAUCCAUUUAGUUUUAGCUUCGAUCAUUCUGGAAACAUAUUCGUUACUGAUGUAUCUAAUGGUCGAAUUCAAAAAUUUAAUUAUAUGAAAAAAUCUUGUGGUACUCCAGUAAAUAUUCAAUUAAGAUAUUCAUCAAAAUUAACUGAUGAUAAUCCAACAUAUUAUCGAGAUUGUCAAGUACCACAAUGUCAUUAUGAAACAUUACAAAUUCAUGUCAAUACAAUGGGUCCCUAUGUUCUUUGGAGUAAAAGCAGUAUUAAAACAUAUGGCUAUAUCUACAAAAAUGAUUUCAAUCCUCUAAAACCAUCUGAAAAUUUACUCGUAUCACAUGAUGGUGAAUGUAAUGAUGGACAAUUUAAAUUAAUCAUCGAUCUCGAGGUCAACACUCGAUACAUAUUAGUUGUGACAACACACAAUCCUAAGAUAAUUGGGAGCUUUUCUAUUUUUAUCUCUGGACCAAACAAUGUCAGUCUUAGUCCUUUCAGUCCAAAACAAAGUAGUUGUGUGAUUGGUGAUCAAUGUAACUUCUACAUCAAAGGAAUUGGUUUGACACUUGAUGAUAUUUUACGUGAUGAACUUCAAUCAAAUACAGUGUUGACUAAUCAAUCAUUUUUGAUUAAAUUAAGUGCAGCUUUAACAAUAAUUAUGUUUGGCGCAGGAUUAAUCAAUAGUAUUCUUUCUUUUAUUACAUUUCAAUAUAAAGAUUCUCAACAAGUUGGAUGUGGAGUGUAUCUAAUGGCAUCAUCGAUCACUUCUCUUUUGGCAAUUGGUAUGUUCAUAAUCAAAUUUUGGUUUGUUGUUUUUACUCAUAUCAAUGUGUCCACUAGUCUGUCUGUUCUUCGUGGAGGUUGUGCAUCUAUUGAACCUAUUCUAAAACUUUUUCUCUACUUGGAUGGUUGGCUGAAUGCUUGUGUAGCAGUUGAACAAGCGGUACUUGUUUUUAAAGGAGUAAAAUUUGAUAAAAAAAAGAGCAAAUCUAUUGCUCGACGAACAGUUCUUAUUUUACUAUUCUGUAUUUUUGGUACACUUAUUCAUGAGCUCGCAUUUCGCAGAUUAUUCGAAUAUGAAACAGCACCAGAUACGAGUAACACUAAUGAAGACACAAUAAAGCGAUAUGUAUCAUGUAUCACUCAUUAUUCUCCUUCCGUCCAAGAUUACAAUACAGCUGUUCUAUUUUUUCAUCUUGUUGGUCCAUUUAUUGUCAAUCUUUUCUUUGCAUUAUUCAUCAUUUUUGGAGGUGCUCAUCAACGAUCAAUGAUACGAACUAACCAAAGUUUUAAAGAACAUGUUCAACAACAAUUCAGUGAACAUAAACAAUUGAUCAUUAGCCCAAUAGUUUUACUGAUUUUAUCAAUACCUCGUCUCAUCAUUUCAUUACUUCCAGGUUGUGCGAAAACAUCUGAAAACUUAUGGUUGUAUCUUGGAGCAUAUUUCAUUUCGUUUACUCCUUCGAUGCUAAUCUUUCUUAUCUUUGUGUUUCCUUCGAAAUUGUAUAUGAAAGCAUUCAAACAAUCGUUCAAUCGUAUUCGACGGCGUACUCCUCCCUAA
This is a messenger RNA of Adineta steineri, 2178 nucleotides long. NCBI's taxonomy places the organism in Eukaryota, Metazoa, Rotifera, Eurotatoria, Adinetida, Adinetidae. The record is from the annotation of a GenBank genome assembly.